UAUAAAAAAAGAAAAUUCUCAAUUAGAUUAUUCUAUCACAUGCCACUAAUAUAGUUCCCUCAUAGAAGUUAAUAUCUAAGCAUCCUUUCAUGCCACAAAUAAAGUUAUGCCUGAAACUGGAAACUUUUCGCCUCCGAACCUGAAAAAACAGACGUGGGAGAACCUCAAAGUAACAGAAUGUGAACGUUUUGGCGCCAGUCAGUCACUGUGUCUCAAGCACCUGAAACUAGUUUUGAAAGCAAAUACCAUAUCAUUUCCGAUUCCAGACCUGAGGAUCCUCUUUCUUCUUCCAUUCCUAUUCCUUCUCAUAAUGUGAUUGCUUACUAUUCCAACUUCCAUGGAUUCUGAAACCCUAGACUCCACCCAGCUGUUCCUCACAGCCCUCAAAACCCUUCAACCCGACCCUCCUCCUCCAGCCUCCACCUCCCUCUCCCCAUUCCCCUCCUCCCUCCCUCACUCCAAACUUAUCCCCCACACACGCUUCCUCGUCGACGCCUUCCGCCACGCCGGCCCCUACUCCCACUCCUACUUCCUCUCCCACUUCCACUCCGACCACUACACCGGCCUCUCCGCCUCCUGGUCCCGCGGCGUCAUCUUCUGCUCCGCCACCACCGCCUCUCUCCUCCGCAACAUCCUCCACGUCCCCGCUGCCCUCGUCGUCCCUCUUCCCCUCCGCCAAACCCUUUGCAUUGAUGGCGCCCAAGUCACCCUCCUCGACGCCAACCACUGCCCCGGCGCCGUACAGUUCCUCUUCGCCAUCCCCUGCGCCGAUGGCACCGCCGCCCUAAGGUACGUUCACACUGGCGACUUCCGUUUUUCUAGUUCCAUGGUUUCGGAGCCCGCCCUCGCCUCCUUCGUCGGUGCCGAUGCGGUUUUUCUCGACACGACAUAUUGUAAUCCUAAGUUCGUUUUCCCCUCGCAAGAGGAAUCUAUUGAUUACGUUGCCAGUGUUGUGGAGAGGGUUGAGCGUGAGUGUGGUGAUAGUAAUGAUAAAGUUCUAUUUCUUGUUGCUACUUAUGUUAUUGGGAAGGAGAAGAUUUUGCUUGAGCUUGCACGUAGAUUUAAGAGGAAGAUACAUGUUGAUGCUAGGAAGAUGGAGGUUUUGAGGGUUCUUGGGUAUGGGGAGAGCGGUGAGUUUACUGAGAAUGGGUUGGAGAGUAAUAUUCAUGUUGUUGGGUGGAAUGUGUUGGGGGAGACUUGGCCAUACUUUAGGCCUAAUUUUGUUAAGAUGAAGGAGGUUAUGGCUGAAAGAGGGGGUUCCUACUCCAGGGUUGUGGGCUUUGUUCCUACCGGCUGGACCUAUGAGGUGAAGCGCAGUAGGUUUGCGGUCAAGUGCAAGGAUUCAUUUCAGAUUCAUCUUGUGCCCUAUAGUGAGCACUCGAACUAUGAUGAGCUCAGGGAGUAUGUGAAGUUUUUGAAGCCAAAGCGGGUUGUUCCGACUGUGGGUUUGGAUGUUGAGAAGAGUGACAGUAAACAUGCUAACAGAAUUAUGAAGCACUUUGCCGGGUUAGUUGAUGAGACUGCUAACAAGCAUGAGUUUUUAAGGGGUUUUUGCCGUGGCCUUGGUGAAGUGGGUUUCAAGGCUGAGAAGGGUGUUAGUGAUGUUCUGGAACCAGGUCAAGGCAUGGGCAAGGAAGUCAUUCCAUUGCAGGAGGUAGAAGGUGAUAAGAGUAUUGAUCCAGGUGUGGCUGUGGGUUUGCAUUCUUUUAUGGGAGAUACUUGUACAGAAGAUCCUACUUUGCUGACCGAUGAAGAAAAAGAGAAAAUAAUUCGAGAACUUAGUUGUAGUUUACCCACGUGGGUCACCCGAGACCAGAUGCUGGAUAUGAUCAGCAUCUCUGGGAGUAAUGUCGUUGAAGCUGUUUCUAAUUUCUAUGAACGUGAAACUGAAUUUCACGAGCAAGUGAUUUCCUGUCAAACUCCUGUUUCAACAUCCAAGUGCUGCACAUUAAAUGACACUGAUUCAUUUGCAAAACCUAGCCUUAAUAAUGCAAACAACACUAGCAAAAAUAUUAACAUUUUUCCUAGUCAAGACUCUAAAUCAACUAUCCUGAGGCAUAAAGUACCUAGUCCCGUUUCUCCUGCCAAAAGGAAGAGAAGCAGUGACAGUAAGCCAAACAAAAAAGGCAAAGCCAAAGCAAAAUCCGAACCAAGUGAUUCAAAGCAGUCCACACUUACAAGAUUCUUCAAGAAAGUAAUACCUGAGAUUCCUGGUGGUACUCAAUCUGAUAAUUCUGAACCAAAGCUUGAACAAAGCUCUGAAGUUGAAGACUUGUUGCCAACUGAUGUUGGACAAAUUUACAAGGAUGAAAUCGAUCAAUUUUUGCAGAUAAUAAAUGGGAAUGAGUCAUUAAAGAACCAUGCCAUGACUAUAAUUAAGAAGACAAAAGGAGAUGUCAAUAAAGCACUGGAUAUAUAUUACUGUAAUUCUGGAAAUCUUAGCGAAAAUGAAUUAUCAGUUCAAGAGGAGAGCAAAAUUGAUAGACCAUUAGUAAAGAAACAUGCAUCAGAGGAAUUAAGAAUUAUGCCAGAUAUUUCUGGGCAGAAAGUGUUAAAAGAUAAUGUAGAUGCUACUCAACUAUCUCUACCACCAGAGAAAUACAAUCCUAUAGAACAUGCAUGUUGGAGAGAUGGACAGCCUGCACCAUAUUUACAUAUUGCACGAACCUUCAACCUGCUUGAGGGUGAGAGAGGAAAGAUUAAAGCUACUUCAUUGUUAUGCAAUAUGUUUAGAAGUUUGUUGGCUUUAUCUCCGGCAGAUGUGCUUCCUGCUGUGUAUCUAUGCACAAACAAAAUUGCUGCAGAUCAUGAAAAUAAGGAAUUAAAUAUUGGUGGAAGUUUAGUCACUGCAGCACUUGAAGAGGCCUGUGGAACAAAUCGUUUGAAAAUACGGGAGAUGUAUAACAAAUUUGGUGAUCUCGGUGAUGUUGCUCAAGAAUGUCGUCAAACACAGAGAUUACUUGCACCACCUACACCACUUCUAAUUAAGGAUGUUUUCUCUGCGCUACAAAAGAUAAGUGUACAAACAGGCAAUGGAAGUAUAUCUCGCAAGAAAGGCAUCAUUGUUCAUCUCAUGCACUCCUGCCGAGAGAAGGAGAUGAAGUUUCUUGUUCGGACCUUGGUUAGGAACUUAAGGAUUGGGGCCAUGCUUAGAACUGUUUUGCCUGCAUUGGCUCAUGCUGUUGCUAUGAAUUCUAGCCCUACUUUUCACCAAGGAGGAACUGCAGAAAAUUUGAAGGAGAAGCUUCAGGUUCUUUCUAUGGCAGUUGUUGAAGCAUAUAACAUACUGCCAAAUCUGGAUCUAAUAGUUCCAUCUCUCAUGAACAAAGGCAUUGAUUUUUCGGUUUCAAGUUUAUCAAUGGUUCCAGGAAUACCAAUUAAGCCUAUGCUAGCAAAGAUCACCAAUGGUAUUCCUCAAGCACUGAAGCUAUUUGAAAAUAAAGCAUUUACAUGUGAAUAUAAGUAUGAUGGUCAGCGGGCCCAAAUUCACAAAUUAGUUGAUGGAUCGAUUCGUGUUUUUUCUAGAAAUGGGGACGAAACAACUUCAAGAUUUCCUGAUCUGAUUGACAUAAUCAAGGAAUCCAGCAAGCCUGUUGCAUCAACUUUCGUAAUGGAUGCGGAAGUUGUUGGUAUAGACAGGAAAAAUGGAUGCAGGAUUAUGUCUUUCCAGGAGCUAUCAUCACGUGGGAGAGGUGGAAAAGAUGCGUUAGUUACAGCAGAGAGCAUCAAGGUGGAUAUAUGCAUCUUUGUCUUUGAUAUAAUGUUCGCAAACGGAGAGCAGUUAUUGGGUUUUCCUCUACGCCUUAGACGAAAGUAUCUGAAGGAUUUAUUCUAUGAUGAGAAACCUGGGUAUUUUGAAUAUGCAAAGGAAACAACUAUUGAAGCAGAUGAUGCUUGCUUAGCUUGCGAAGCCACAUUAACUAAGAUAAAUACUUUCCUGGAAGAGGCAAUCCACUCUUCAUGCGAAGGAAUUAUGGUGAAAACAUUGGAUGUUGAGGCUGGCUAUUUUCCAUCAAAGCGUUCUGAUAAAUGGUUAAAAGUCAAGCGAGAUUAUGUGGAAGGAUUAAAUGAUACUCUUGAUUUAGUACCGAUUGGUGCUUGGCAUGGAAAUGGAAGGAAAGCUGGAUGGUAUAGUCCAUUUCUUGUGGCGUGUUUCAAUCCGGAAACAGAGGAGUACCAAAGUGUAUGUCGUGUGAUGUCUGGAUUCUCAGAUUCAUUUUAUAUAGAGAUGAAAGAAUUCUUCUCUGGGGACAAAGUAUUGUCCAAAAAACCGCCAUAUUAUCAAACAGGAGAGGAACCAGACAUUUGGUUUUGUCCACAAGUCGUUUGGGAAAUAAAAGGAGCAGACUUUACAGUAUCCCCAGUUCAUCAUGCUGCAAUUGGUUUAGUUCAUCCAUCUCGUGGCAUUUCAAUCAGAUUUCCAAGAUUUAUUUGCUGUGUCUCAGACAGAAACCCAGAAGAAUGUAGCACAGCUUCCGAUAUAGUUGAAAUGUUUCAUUCUCAGACUCGGAAGAUGGAUGUCAUGGCUAAGUAGUGAAUGUAUAUAAUCAGUUCUUGUGUAAAUCAUUUAGGUAUCAGAUUAUUGAAGGGUUUAACAUUUUGUAUGUGCAUAGUAGAAAUUUUAACGGUAGAUCUCUUGGCUUGUAGGAAGGACUCUUUGUAGGCCACAAAGAAGUUACCAUAUC
Molecule: messenger RNA, 4685 nt
Organism: Vigna umbellata (rice bean)
Lineage: Eukaryota; Viridiplantae; Streptophyta; Magnoliopsida; Fabales; Fabaceae
Gene: LIG6
Product: DNA LIGASE 6
Biological process (GO): DNA biosynthetic process; lagging strand elongation; DNA repair
Molecular function (GO): ATP binding; DNA binding; DNA ligase (ATP) activity
Source: RefSeq, a predicted model, not a curated record